AUGACAAUAAACCGACCAUAGAUUUUGGGAAACUACCAACUUAUUCCUCUUAUAUCACUUAGAGGGUAUGAUAUUAACAAUGCUGCCAAUAUUCGAUUAAAAUAUACAAAUGUUGCAUUUAAUGUAGAAAAAAUAAGUCAUUUAUUUUUACAAAAUAAAAAAUAAUAAUAAUUCAAUAUAUAUUUUGAUAAAUAGAGACUUUCUAACUAUAUACUUAGGGUCAACUUCUGUAAUAUAAAGAGUUUACUAUUAAGGAGCUAUUUUAUAUAUGAUCUAAAUUAUAAAGCUUUUGAUCCGUAUUGUGCUGAGCUCUUUUUUGAAAGGGAUUUCAAUGGUGAUACCAUAAUUAUAUGCGACAAAGUACCUGAUUUGUAAGCUUUAGAGUGGUCUAAACCGAUUCGUUCCAUUAGUAUUCCAAAAUACAGUAUAUUAUUUUUAUUUGGUAUGGUAAACUAUUAAGGAGUGAAGCAAUCAGUUAUUUAAACUUAGCAAUGUGAUGAAUUUACAAACAUUUAAUCUGCAAAUUUCCAACCAACAGUUUCUAAUAUAAAAGUACUCUUUCUUAAUAAUUGUUUAACAGUUAAAUUCUAUAGUUAAUGCAAUUAUCAAGGAAUAAUAUUCCAAAUAACUAAAGGAUAAAAUUUAUUAUUAUCAAUCAAAAUUCCUUUUGAAAUAAUUUCAAUAAGUACUUGUCCUAAUAUCAUCAUAAAAUUAAAGGCCCCCAAUUAUUUUGGAGGAUCAGUCAAAGAAAUUACUACUUCCUAAUCAUGCAUGAUUAGCUAUAAGGUAAAUAUAUAUAUCAUUGAUUAGUUUCCAAAAUAUCAAGCAAAUUAGUGA
Paramecium primaurelia is the source of this 837-nucleotide messenger RNA. The record is from the annotation of a GenBank genome assembly. NCBI's taxonomy places the organism in Eukaryota, Ciliophora, Oligohymenophorea, Peniculida, Parameciidae.